This is a messenger RNA of Vitrella brassicaformis, 3057 nucleotides long. NCBI's taxonomy places the organism in Eukaryota, Vitrellaceae. The record is from the annotation of a GenBank genome assembly.
CAUGAAUCCAUGAGGGAACGUCGAUGUCUUUCAUUCGCUCAUAGACAGCGAGAAGCAUGCUUCGUGAGCCUCUCUCACCCCCUCUCUGACGCGCUCUCUCACCCCAGUGAGGAGACCACCUCCAUCGCACCCCCAAUCCCCAGCACGGCGUGAUCCCUUCGGUGCGAGCCUCAUCCAAGAUCCCGAUGGCAUCCAACAUGGACGGGGCAGCGCCACUCGAGGCCGACAUCAAGGCCGCAGCGGGCAACAACAAGCGAGCACGAGCCGAGGGCGACGGUGCCGAGCCAGCCAAGAAGGCAAAAGGAGAGCCACCAGCGGCAGCAGCUGCCUCUGCUGGCAACAGUGCUGCUGCAGCAUCGGCGCCGCAGCCAUCUCAGCUUAAGCGUGACGACUUCGAGCGGCUGAUGUAUGGCGACAACAACGGCAACAAUGGCGGCGAGUCGAUGGUGAAGACCAAGGGUGCGGACGAGGCGAAUGUCAACGGGAGUGUGGCCGAGAGGGAUCUGGAGAGCCGCGCCGACAUGGAUGUCGACGAGAUGGAGGAGGGAGACGACGAGGGGCGGGGCAUCCGGCGGCGGGAGGUCAAGGCAGUCGACCAGAGGGCCGGCAAGAAGCCUACCAGGGGCGCCAAGGACGCCACCACACCCGCCGAAAUUCCGCCCUACUACCCUGACGAGGCGGAGGAGUGCGUUCAGACCUUCCUAUACAAACCAAGUGAGCACCAACACAAACCGACGAAAGGCAGGCCACCAAUCCAUCACGGCAUGUCUGUCUGUCUGUCUGUCUUGCUCUGUCUGUGUGUGUCAGAUGUGCCUUUGCCGGAUCUGAAUCCCUACAUGGGUCAGAUCAUCGAGGUGCGCGUGCCGGUGGACCACCUCUCCCUCAACAACCCCGCAUACCAGAACCGCCAGCUGUGGGGAUGCGAUUACUACACGUCCGACAGCGACAUCGUCUGCAUGCUGCACCACGCCGGCUUCAAGCGACUGCAGGCUGACCCCUCCAAGGAAAAGAUCGCCGGUUAGACAGAGGAGGGAGUCGGGGAGAGGGAAGACCGCCUCUCACAUGUAUGUUCCUCUAUAUUUGUGUGUCUGUUCAGGUGUGUCGGUGUAUCUGAAGGUGACCAAGGGACGCACGACGUACUCGCAGGCCACCCGCAACGGCCUCAGAUCACGCAAGUGGCCAUCAGAACACUGUAGGCCGACAGCCGACACACCGAGAAAAGACACGCAGAGCGAGGGGCAGAUGCAUCCGUGUGUGUCUGUGGUGCAGCUCACACGUUGCGUAUUGUUCGCGUUGACGAUUUGUUGGACCAGCUGGGCACUGAGGAGGAAAUCGAAAUGAUGACACUCAGGUACACACCAGACCCACCCUCCGCCCUCUCUUUGCCGCCUCCCCUCACUGUGGUGUCUGUGGGUGUCUGCAGGCUUCCAUCUGCGUGCAAGUCGCGCAAGCCGAGGGUGCGCAGUUCGAAUGUGCGGUAUUUAUCGGACAUCGUCAUCGCAUUCAACCUCUGCAAUGAGCCCUGCAGCAAGGUGGGUGCGUCAGACAGACAGACAGACAGACAGGGCAGGGCUGGCAGGCAGGCCACAGGAGGGGGAGGGAUAGGCGUGAUGCAUUAACCCUCCAUCGAGGUUCUGAAAUAUCGUGUGGAAAAACCCAUCACCAUCUUUCGACUGACCAUCCACCCAUCCGCCGAGGGACAUGUGUGCCGUGCCUGUGCUGACCGUUCCAACAUGGAUGCAUUCAUUAAAUUCUCUCGUCUGCCUGUGUCUGUGUGUGUCUGUCAGUAUUCGUUGAGUGAGGUGUGCGACCGCGGGCUGGAGGUGUCGCAGUGGACGACCUACAGACUCACCAAAGAGGUACACAUGGACACACACACAACACACAGCCACUCUCCCUGUCCCUCACACCCAUCUCCACAUACAAGUAUGGUGUGUCUUUCCUCUCAUCCAUCCUCCCAUCCAUCAGGUGAUGUAUUUGGAGACCGAGACGGAGCGCUAUGAGUUGUGUCAGGAGGGGCCGAAGAGCGCCCCACUUCCAGAGGACUUCGACGCACAGGCGGCAGCCGGAGGGCAUCCUGGCGUGCCGGUCAAGAUGGAGCCCAAGGAGGAGAACAAGCCGCCCCCCCACGUGUCGGCCAUCAAGUUCAAGACUUACCGGUGGGCAAUAUCGACAGGAAGUCUUAUCUAUGGUUGUGCAUCGUUCGUGUGUGCGUGUUAAUGCUUGCAGGUGGAGUCGCGUCAAGAGCCCCCGCAGCCUCACGCGUGAGGAGAUGAUGAUGACGACCGUGCCCCUCCCGGCAGAACGAGUAACCCACCACAACUCACUCGACACGACACACAGGCACACCACUCACGUCAUCCAUCCACCUCUUUCUGCAGCUGGAGCUGCUCAAUCGCGGGCUCGACUGGACCGACAUCGCCUUCGGCCGCGACUGCAUCCAGGUCGACGGCAAGGUCUACUCGGGCCUCCUGCGGGUGCAGUUCUACCCCAUCCACGAGACGGCCCAACUGCCCAAGACGCGCCCCAUGCCGCCAGCAGGCCUCAACAAGGACGACCGCGGCAUGUGGGUGCUGCUGCAGGCCUUGGAGGACCAGGCCAUGGAGGAGGCUGCCAUCACGCAGAAGAACCUGAGUGCCGGGCGGGCCAGCGGGCAGCGCAGUGGUGAGGGCAUGGAGGUGCCCGUGAUCAAGGAGGAGGAAGAGCUGCGACAUGAGGAGAUGGAGAGGGAGAAGCGAAAGAGAGCUGGUGAGUCGACAGCGAGGGGAGGAGAGCGACCUUUGCAAUUUCGUGUGGUUGGCCAUGGUGGUGUCUCUCUCUGGGUGUGUGUGACUGAACUGUCAGUUGGGCUGCUUGCCGCUGGGGCUGGAGAUGACCCCAUGAAUGGACCAUAAGCUUAUGAUGAAGAUGGACCGGACGGUCUGUUUUCUAGAGAGAGGUGCUGGUGCUGCUUGCGUGGAGAGAGAGAGAGGGAGAGACAGAAAACUGUGAGAGCAGCAGAGAGCUGCACCCGUGCCUACGUGGCUGACUUUUCAACACAUAACACGCGAACGCUGG